Gavialis gangeticus (Gharial) is the source of this 1592-nucleotide messenger RNA. RefSeq names its product RNA binding protein, fox-1 homolog 3 (gene RBFOX3). Gene Ontology annotation, molecular function: mRNA binding. The record is from RefSeq and is a predicted model, not a curated record. The transcript has 12 exons. Lineage: Eukaryota; Metazoa; Chordata; Crocodylia; Gavialidae. Bases 364 to 1476 code for a protein of 370 amino acids. Gene Ontology annotation, biological process: regulation of alternative mRNA splicing, via spliceosome; nervous system development. Gene Ontology annotation, cellular component: cytoplasm; nucleus.
UCUCUUCAUUUUAUCCCGAGCUCCGGUUGAUGCCUGAAUGCACAGGGGACGCCCCCUCCCACCCUUCAUCCUCCGCCUCUGCCUCCUCCCCCUCUCCGCUCACACACACCCUUUGCAGACCAUUCAUUUGGUGCCAGCGUCUAAUGGCACCAAAGUAGAGGCGAGCAUUGUUCCUCCAUCGUCCGCGCAGGGAGCACGGCCGGCGCGCCGCAGAUGCCUCCCUCCUGAGCGGCACCGCAAGGGGACCCGAGAGGAGGGACCGCGGCGGAGAGGAGGAGGGAAGGAAGGAAGGACGAGCAUCGGCAGAGUGUCGGGAAGAGGACGAAACGGCCGGCAAGCAGCUCCAAGGCGACCUGCCGCCACAUGCUGUGCUCCAUGGCGAACUCGGGCUGUCUCCUCGUCUCCAAUUCAGGCAUGCUUCCUCCCUCCCUGCCCUGCCCGCCGGCCUUCCUCUACCUCCAACAGGGCAAUCAGGACGCCACGGCUCCUCCUGAAGCGAUGGCUCAGCCCUACCCCCCGGCCCAGUAUCCCCCGCCUCCCCAGAACGGCAUCCCCGCAGAGUACGCGCCCCCACACCCCCACCCCACGCAGGAGUACUCGGGGCAGAGCACGGUACCAGAGCACGCCAUGACCCUCUACACGCCAGCACAGACUCACGCCGAGCCGCCGGGCACCGACGCCAGCACGCAGUCCAUAGCAGGCACGCAGACGGUGCCGCAGACAGACGAAGCGGCGCAGACAGACAGCCAGCAGCUCCACUCCUCAGACCACACAGACAAGCAGCAGCCCAAGCGGUUACACGUCUCCAACAUCCCCUUCCGGUUCCGGGACCCCGACCUGCGGCAAAUGUUCGGGCAAUUUGGGAAGAUCCUGGACGUGGAGAUCAUCUUCAACGAGCGGGGCUCCAAGGGUUUUGGGUUUGUAACUUUUGAAACUAGCACAGAUGCCGACCGGGCACGGGAGAAGCUGAAUGGCACAAUCGUAGAGGGACGGAAAAUUGAGGUGAACAACGCCACCGCCCGCGUCAUGACGAACAAGAAGGCUGCAAACCCCUACACAAACGGCUGGAAGCUGAACCCGGUGGUGGGAGCUGUCUACGGGCCCGAAUUCUAUGCAGUCACAGGGUUCCCGUACCCCGCCACAGGGACAGCCGUGGCGUACCGAGGGGCACACUUGCGGGGCCGGGGGCGCGCUGUCUACAACACCUUCCGCGCCGCGCCCCCGCCUCCGCCCAUCCCCACGUACGGAGCGGUCGUGUAUCAGGACGGAUUCUACGGAGCGGAGAUCUACGGAGGAUACGCGGCAUACAGGUAUGCCCAGCCCGCUGCGGCGGCAGCAGCGUACAGCGACAGCUACGGCAGAGUGUACGCGGCCGCGGACCCGUACCACCACACCAUCGGCCCUGCCGCCACGUACAGCAUCGGCACCAUGGCUAGUCUAUACCGAGGAGGGUACAGCCGCUUCACUCCCUACUAGCAAGACAGACCCAUCCCCACAGUAUUUAACACUGACUGCUCACUAGAAACCAAACCAAACUAAGCCAGGGCAGAGCGUCCCGGAGGAGCGCGGCCCUGCCCGGGCCAGGGCCCUGC